Molecule: messenger RNA, 438 nt
Organism: Emiliania huxleyi CCMP1516
Lineage: Eukaryota; Haptophyta; Isochrysidales; Noelaerhabdaceae
Exons: 1
Source: RefSeq, a predicted model, not a curated record
AUGGGCGUGCUCACCAUGUUCCCGUCCUCGUCAGACCCAGACGAGGCCGGCAUCGAUUACUGCCGCCAGUACGUCGCUGCCCAGCUCGCUGCCGGGGCCUCUCCGCAGCAGGUCCUCGCAUCGUUUGGCGUUGAAGCUGCCGAGGCUGCGACAAUCGGAGACGCUGCUGAGGCUGCCGAGGGCCAGGCCGGCGAAGCGCUGGUGCGUCGUGUGCUCGCGCAGGUCCGUGCGGUUCAGGACGAGGCGCUGCCGCGCGCGCUCAUGGCUGCCGUGCACGCCGGUCAAACCGCCGAGGCGCUGGCGCUGAUGGAGGCGGGCGCUCCGUGGGACGCCAUCGACUCGUUCGGCCACUCCGCGGGAGCGAUUGCCCUGAGGGACGGGAACACAGCGCUGCUCGACGCGCUCCUCGAGGCGGGCAGCAGCAGCGUCCUCUGGGAG